AUGUCGAAUGAAUUAGCGGUGAUAGAAAAAAAUGAAAUUAUUAACCUUGCAGUUAAUUUGAUCUGGAAUGCUACAGAAAAAAGUGUCUCUUCAGUAAUAUUUAAUGGCGAAACUGCGACAGUUUUAAGUCAAGCUUGUUCUCGUUCGAUUAUUGUGGAUUUGGAUGAAACAGAUUCAGUAAUUAUAAAAGGUGAAACUUAUAGAAAAUUAAAGGAAAAGGUAAUUGAGGUCAGUGAAGACGCAUCAAAUAUAGAUAAUGAAAAAGAAAUUGAUUAUGUAACUAAAAAAUCAUCGAGAGUCUCAAUCGAUGACAGUCAACUCUUCAGAAAUGCGUCGACAAAGAUAAAUAAAUUUAAAGCUGCCAAAUUUACGCGAAAUGAUAAUCAAACUUUCAAUAAUGAGCAAAAAGAAAGUGACAAUGAAACAUCAUCACAAAUUGAUGAACUAGAAGAUUCCAAUUCAUAUAGAGUAAGGCAAUUUUUCAAUUAUUACUAUACAAAAUCAAUCAAACUAACCUUAGCAAAUUCAAAGAGGCGAGUUUUAAAACGUAAAGCUAAGAAUACAGGUAGAAGAGAUAAAA
Molecule: messenger RNA, 580 nt
Organism: Dentiscutata erythropus
Lineage: Eukaryota; Fungi; Glomeromycota; Glomeromycetes; Diversisporales; Gigasporaceae
Source: the annotation of a GenBank genome assembly